CAGAAAGUGCUAAGGAGCUGAAAUAAGUCGAGGUCCACAGCUCCCAUGUGGGUGGGUGCUCGCUUUAUAUUUUACAGACAAUGUCCCUUUAAAAAGCCCCACGUCUGGAAAGCCCAUUAGAUGUGCAUAUAAAAUUUCCCCCGUGAUUAAUAGUUGAUGAAGCAGGGUUGUUUGGAGGGUACUACCAACAUGUGGCCGGCAGGGCUCCUCCUCUGCAAUCUCACGUUACACUCCAUAAACUUGCCACUCUUUCCCACCUAUACGUUUAAAAAGGAGGAGGGCUCACUUGUCAAGAAUGCCUUAGAAGAGUUGUGAAAACAGCCAGCCCGAGAAGGGGAGUCAUGCAGUUGCGGAUGCAGCUCUCCUGCCGAGCCACAAACCACUCAGAUCAGUCAGGGAGAGAGAGUGUGUGUGUGUGAGUGCAGGACCAGGGGAGAAAGUGUGUGAGAGUGUGUCAGGAAUCAGAGUGCUCCAAAGGACGUCACACAUGCUCCCAGAGAGAGAGGGAAACACGUUGUCACAGGAAGGCGUCUAUCCUCACGCGUUCUGGACUGUGGAAGAGUCAACAGCCUCUGACAGCAGUGAGUAUUCCAGCGGUGGAUGCAGUGAAACGAUGAUGUGCAUUUAGUCAGCUGGACUGGAUAUUUCUCAGAAGUGAUACAGAUUUCAAGACCUAACUUACUUUCUAAAGGGGGGGCUUUAAAAUUCCUCACCACGAAAAGACUUGUAAUAAGACAUUAUUGAAGAGUGUGUGAAGUGUUUCUGCAUCACCAUGGAUCAGCCAGCCAGCAGCUGCAUGCGGAGCGCCCACCCCAGCAGUCCCAUCUGGGGCUGCAUGAGGAAUCCACACUCAGGGGUCCCGGGAGCAAACCUCCAGUCGCCCUACCAGCAAGGCCCUUUCUCCCUUCACCAGAAGCCCGAGUUCCUGGCCUACACAGACUUCUCCAGCUCCUGCCUGGUGCCGACCGCGCCGCACGCAGCCUACCCCCGAGACGACAGACUCUACCAAGAGAGCCAGGGGGGUUACCAGAGAGCUGACUGGCAGUUCAACCCCUGUGAGACAAGGGUGAGAGCACCCGAGGCCUGCGCGCCUGUCGUCGCACCCGCAGUAGUAGGUGGCGGCGGGAGUGGAGGGCCUGAGCUGGACAGUGUAGGGGGAGAAAGGCUGCCAGGUACCGUGCCCGGGUGCCUGGAGGGAGAAUACUCACCCCAAAGCGUGGCGUCGGCCGACUCAGACAAGAAGAGCUCCAAUAAGAGGAAGAGAGAUGUCACAGAUAUCCAGGAGUCCAGUUUUAAGGUGGACUCCAGCUGCAAGGCCCGGAAAGAGCGCACGGCGUUCACCAAGGAGCAGCUGAGGGAGCUGGAAGCCGAGUUCACCCACCACAACUACCUGACCAGGCUCCGCCGCUACGAGAUCGCCGUCAACCUGGACCUCACAGAGAGACAGGUGAAAGUGUGGUUCCAGAACCGGAGGAUGAAGUGGAAGAGGGUGAAAGGAGGACAGUCGGCUUCCCCGAACGACCUGGAAAAUGACGACAUAGACUCGGCUGCCUCGCCCAGCUCUGAAUGAACAAGGGGGAGGGGGUGGAGCAUAAUGAAAAGGAGAUGCUGAUCACCUGUAGCACACAGAAAGAGACUGGGGUCAACUGGACACUGAUGCAGCACAAUGCAACUUUUGCUCAUUUCUUUGGAAAGCUGCAAGAAUCAAAUAAUUCUAGAGACUUUUUUUCAUUAUUCCCAAGAUGAAAUCACUGAGCAUCUCCUUUUUUGUUUUCUGUUGUAAAUAGUUGAUUUCUGUCCAUAAUGAACUGCAUUUUGAUACACUAUUGAUAAGUACUAAAUACUGUUUUUAGAGGCCACCUCUUGUUGCAGAGAUGAUACUUGCGCUCGUUGUACAGUCAUACAGUGGCUUUAAGGCCAGUGAUGACUUAUCAGACCGUGAUGUGAUUGUGUUUGAGGGUAUCCCCUUUGGUUCCAAUAUUGUAAUCACGGCCUUUGACGCUUGACUACAACCACCUGGGAAAACUCAGACUGCACAAGUGUUGCCAAGCCAUAAGUGCCUCUGAAUCAGAUGUUGUUUUUUUUCAUUUUGUUAGUUUCUUCACCUAGAAUAUAGUUUUUUUUCUGUCAAACAUUUUUUACUAUUCUUUUUUUAUACAUUUUGAAUAUUAUUGAUAAAACACAGAUGUUGCCUGUUUCUGCAAAUAGAAUAAAUCAUCUGCUGCAAAA
Molecule: messenger RNA, 2229 nt
Organism: Seriola aureovittata
Lineage: Eukaryota; Metazoa; Chordata; Actinopteri; Carangiformes; Carangidae
Gene: meox1
Product: mesenchyme homeobox 1
Exons: 3
Coding region: 773-1570 (265 amino acids)
Biological process (GO): positive regulation of transcription by RNA polymerase II
Cellular component (GO): nucleus
Molecular function (GO): DNA-binding transcription factor activity, RNA polymerase II-specific; RNA polymerase II cis-regulatory region sequence-specific DNA binding
Source: RefSeq, a predicted model, not a curated record